Quercus lobata is the source of this 2310-nucleotide messenger RNA. Its product is annotated as Myosin heavy chain-related protein. NCBI's taxonomy places the organism in Eukaryota, Viridiplantae, Streptophyta, Magnoliopsida, Fagales, Fagaceae. The transcript has 3 exons. The record is from RefSeq and is a predicted model, not a curated record. Bases 264 to 2120 code for a protein of 618 amino acids.
CCAAGUUCAUUACGUUGCCUUAACCUUCAGUGCUUUGUUUCCUUCUACUCUGUAUUCUCUCAUCUGGGGUCUUUUGUGCUUGCUUAAGAAAAAAGGAAAAAAAGUUCCUUUAUUGGAUGUAUAGGAGCGAGGCUAAGACCAUCCCUGCAUCAUAAUAUUGACAAGGGAGCCCUAUAGGAGUGGAAAUUAAUCUUCAAGUCUCCGCGGCAGGAAGGCCUUGAAUUUGCCAAUAUAUCUGAGAAAAGGAUUAUAGAAGUUUCAAGAUGCAGCAGCAUAUGGGACAGCUAGAGGAGGGGCUGAAGAUGAGGAAGGGGCAAUUAUAUGACAUUGAAAAAGAGAGGGAUCAAGCACUUGAUGAGCUGAAAGAGAUGAAAAAGGUGGCUGAGGAGGCCAACAUGAAGCUUAGUGAUGCAUUGUCUACAAAUAAGGUGGCACUUAUACAAAUGGAGCUGAAUUCAGUAAAAGACUCAUUGUCGAUUGUGAGUCAAGAAUUAAGCAACAAAGACAAGAAUUUCGAGUCUUUGAAAGUUGAACUCGAGAAGGCAAAACAGUUGGAGCUCAAUCGGGCAGAGAGGGACCCCUCAUCAGAUAAGUUCAAAGGGGAAUCAAGUAUUCUGAAAACCUGUGAGGCUAACACAAAAGCCUUAUUGUCCGAAAGUAAGAUCAGAAUUCAGGAAUUGGAGGCAGAAAUAAAGAAAGGAAAGGAAAUGGAAAAAAAAACAUUUGAUUCGAUGCUGGCACAGGCAGAACAACUCGAGCAAAACAAGAUUUUGCUUGAAGAGUCAAAGCUCGAGAUUGCUUCUCUCCGUGAGCAGGUGGAGAAAUUGAAGGGUUCAUACGGGCAAAGCAAUGCAUCCCAAAGUUGCUUGGAGGAAAACCUUUUGUUAAAAAAAGCAUUGGAGAAUCUCAACUCUGAGGUUCUAUUAGCAAACGAAACUUUGGCUCAUGCACAGGAGGGUGAGAGGCUUGCUUCCUCAAAGGUCAAGAGUCUCAUGGAGGAAAUAGAGUUGCUUAAAAAUGAAUUGAUGCUGGCAACUGAGGCAGAAGAGAAUGGCAAGACGGCAAUGGAUGAUUUGGCAGUAGUACUAAAAGAAGUGGCAACAGAAGCUCACGAGGUGAAGGAGAAACUGAGUGUAACACAAGCAGAGCUAGAGUACACAAAAGUGGAGGCAGAGCAUUUGAAGGUGCUGUUAAAGAUCAUGGAAGACAAGCAUAAAGAAGUUUUAGAUGAAUCAAGGAAAGAGGCCGAUCUAUAUAAAAAUACUGCAGAAAGGUUGAGAUUAGAAGCUGAAGAUUCACUCUUGGCAUGGAAUGGGAAAGAAACUGGCUUUGUUGAAUGUAUCAAAAGAGCUGAAGAUGAGAGGUUUGCUGCGCAAGAAGAGAACAGUAGACUGCUUGAAUUUCUUACAGAAGCCAGGAACAUGGUUACAGCAUCAAAGGAAGAAAAUCAGAAGUUGCGUGAUAUACUUAAACAGGCCUUAAAUGAAGCUAAUGUUGCGAAAGAAGCCGCAGGGAUUGCUCAGGUUGAAAAUUCACAACUUAAGGAUAGCCUGGCCGAAAAGGAGGACACCUUGAAUUACCUUACUCGAGCGACUGAGAACCUUAGGAUAAAUGAAGCUGCUGCUUUUGGGAACAUCAAAGCGAUGAACCGGUUGCUUUCUGAGACAUCAAAAACAGAGUUAAAGAAAGACGAUAAGGAUAAAUCAUCGAGAAAGGAGUCAAAGAAAGAAGAUAAGGAACUAAGAAGGAAUUUCAGGACUCAAAAUUCAAUAGAUAAAGAACGUAUAGAUGGCAACAUAAGCAAAACUACUAGUUUUAAUCUCAAGGAGAUGAAACUUCACAAUAAACAGAAGGAUGUGAAUGAGGGCCCUGAAAAUGAUGAGGCAAUAUUUGACAUUUUAACUUCACAAGAUUUAGCAGCCCAUCACAGGAUAAAGUCAUCUUCUGUAUCCAUAGAUGAUGGACAGAAAGUACAAUUAGAAGAUUUUUAUCAUCUAGAUGCAACCCUUUCUGAUGAUUUUGACAAUGAUAGAAACUCAAGAAAGAAGAAAGCAUUACUACGGCGAUUUGGAGAUCUUAUACGAAGAAAAAGUUCCCCCCCAACCGAAACCAUCAAUUGAAUAGACACUUUGGGAGUACACAAAUUUUUCUUACCACCUCAGUUUUGAUUCUUGCAGUAGAUUAGUCAUCUAGAUUAUUUAUACCAAAAAAAAAAAAACCUUGCCACAGGAAACUUAUGAUAUGAACACGCUCCCCAAUCAUCUAUAAUUAUGUACAGUCAAUUCAUCAUUUAUACAGGGAGAGUGAAUA